AUGGCGACAGUAAAUGAGUCAAAUCUAUGCUCAGUCUGCAAUAAACCUUCAGCAAGACGCUUCUGUAUUGGAUGUAAAAAAUAUUUUUGCCCGAAGGAUUUCAAAGAACACGAACAACAAUUAUUGAUAAAAUUCGACAAUGAAAUCGUUAGGUCACACGAUGAAGUUCUUGAUCAAAUACAAAAAUUAGAAAAAUCGAAUUAUUUAUUAUUAGAUCUUUCUGAUCAAAUUGAAAAAUGGAAAAAUACAACAAUCAGCAAAGUAAGAAGAGCAGCAGAAAAAGCUCAACGUGAUCUUAUUGAAUUAAUUGAUAAACAAAGAACAACAAUAAUAAAACAACUUGAACCAAUUACCAACGAAAUUCGUUGUCGUCAAGAAGAAGAAAAUUUUGUUGAAAACGAUAUCGAUGAACUUAGACAAAAAAUCAAUGAAAUUCAAGAAAAUCUUGAACGAUUUACUCAAAAAGAUACCACUAAAACCAUUAGUAUUAAGAAUGAUCAAAUUGAUUGGAAUCGACUCAUUUAUAUUCGAGAAGAACAACAAAACCGUGAGUAUAUUUACACUAAGAAUAUAGAAAUUAAAGGUUACUUCAAUAGGCGCACAAUCUUCAAUAAAACUGAAUUAAAUGUCAUUUGA
Molecule: messenger RNA, 636 nt
Organism: Rotaria sp. Silwood2
Lineage: Eukaryota; Metazoa; Rotifera; Eurotatoria; Philodinida; Philodinidae
Source: the annotation of a GenBank genome assembly